Choloepus didactylus (southern two-toed sloth) is the source of this 2700-nucleotide messenger RNA. RefSeq names its product centrosomal protein of 131 kDa-like. The record is from RefSeq and is a predicted model, not a curated record. Gene Ontology annotation, biological process: regulation of centrosome duplication; cilium assembly; intraciliary transport involved in cilium assembly. Gene Ontology annotation, cellular component: centriolar satellite. The annotation marks the transcript as partial. The transcript is spliced from 20 exons. Lineage: Eukaryota; Metazoa; Chordata; Mammalia; Pilosa; Megalonychidae.
GGUACCGCCGCCAGGUUCAGCGACGCCGAGCUGGGGCUGCCGGGCUGCGGCGCCUGCUGGCAUCCAAGCAGGAGCAGUGGCGGCAGCUGGGAGAAGGGGGCAUCUUGGACCUGUGCCAGGGAAAGGAGGCAGAGAGAAGGAAGGCCCGCGAGGAGAGGGCACGCCAAGCCCGACGGGCGGCCAUCCAGGAGCUGCAGCAGAAACGAGCCCAGAAGUUGGGUGAUGAUGAGGCCGAGGUGCUGCCAGACGCCAGAGCUCCCAGAAGGACCCGGCCCACCCAGGAGCCGCCUCCGAAGCCCAGGAAUGCAGCUCCCGGCAGCCUCAAGGCCAACAACACGGGUGCCAACUCCUACCCCGCAGGCCCAGAGGACCCCCACCAGCUGCACCCUGACUCCUCCCCCAGUGCGUCCCCUGAGCCCCGGUGGUCUCCGGAAGAUAAGCCACAGGACGUCAGCUCCCAGGAUGUGGCCAGAGAGGACCCUGUGGCAGGGGGCCCCGCAGAGUGCAGGGCCAAGUCCCGGGUGACCCUCAGCGAGCUGCUGGACACACUGAAGCUGCUGGAGGAGGAGCCCAAGCCACUGUCUUGCCCCAAAGCCUACCACAAGGAGAAAUAUGCCUGGAUCGAUGGGGAGGACAAUGCCAGCUCCCUGACGGGAGAUGACCUGGAGAAGCUCGGGAAGCUCAGCGCGCCCACCAGCCCCCCUGAGGUUGGGACGCUGCUCUCGGAGGCCAAGCUGCAGAGCAUCAUGAGCUUCCUGGAUGAGGCGGAGAAGUCGGGGCAGGGCCAGCCCUCCGCGGCCCCCCGGCAGGAGGGCCCUGGGCCAGGUGAGGAGCUGGCGUCCAAGAUGCGGCUGAGGCUGGAGGUGGAGGAGAAGAGGCAGGCGCUGGCGCUGCUGCAGCAGGCACUGGCGCAGCAGCAGGGCCUCACAGUCCGGAGGGUGAAGGAGACAGAGAGGGAGCUUGGGCGGCAGCUGCGGCAGCAGAGGGAGCACUACGAGGCCGCGGUGCAGCGGCACCUCACCUUCAUCGACCAGCUGAUCGAAGACAAGAAGGCCCUGAGCGAGAAGUGCGAGGCUGUGGUGGCUGAGCUGAAGCAGGUGGAUGAGAAGUGCAGGGCCCGGGUGGCCCAGAUGCAGGAGCAGCAUGAGCUGGAGAUGAAGAAACUCAAAGAACUCAUGAGCGCCACCGAGAAGGUUCGCCGGGAGAAGUGGAUCAACGAGAAAACGAAAAAGAUCAAGGAGAUCACGGUCAGAGGCCUGGAGUCCGAGAUCCAGAAGCUGAUCGCCAAGCACAAGCAGGAGAUCAAGAAGCUCAAGAGCCUGCACGAGGCGGAGCUGCUGCAGUCGGGCGAGCGGGCUGCGCAGCACUACGGGCGCCAGGCCGAGGCACUGCGGGAGCUCCUGGAGCGGGAGAAGGAGGCACUGGGGCAGCGGGAGCGGGAGCUGGCCCAGCAACGGCUGGAGCAGCACCUGGCGCAGGAGCAGCAGGCCCUCCAGCAGCAGCGGCACCGGCUCUACAGCGAGGUGGCCGAGGAGAAGGAGCGGCUGGGCCAGCAGGCAGCCAGGCAGCGGGCAGAGCUGGAGGAGCUCCGGCAGCAGCUGGAGGAGAGCAGCUCUGCGGCGAGCAGAGCCCUGAGGGCCGAGUUCGAGAGGGGCCGAGAGGAGCAGGAGCGCCGGCACCAGAUGGAGCUGCAGGCCCUCAGGGACCAGCUGGAGGUGGAGAGGCAGGCGUGGGGCGCCAGCUACGCCAAGAAGGAGCGGCUGCCCCCGCGUGUGCUGUCAUCAGCCGGGCACAAGGAGGCGUGGCUGCUGGCCCGGGAGCAGGAGCUGAAGGAGGAGAUCCGGAAGGGCCGGGACAAGGAGAUUGAGCUGGUCGUGCAGCGGCUGGAGGCCGAUGUGACCCUGGCCAAGGAGGAGAGUGAGAGGAGCGCCGAGAGCCGCGUCAGGCGCCUGCGAGACAAGUACGAGGCGGAGCUGGCCGAGCUGGAGCGAUCGGAGCGGAGGCUGCAGGAGCGCUGUGCAGAGCUCAAGGGCCGCCUCGGGGAGGCUGAGGGCGAGGGCCUGCGCCUGCAGGGCCUGCUGCGGCAGAGGGAGAAGGAGCUGGAGGACACCAGGGGGGUGAAUGAGCAGCUGCUGGGCGAGCGGGGCAGCCUGGCCCAGGUCAUGCGCCAGGAGUUCGCCGACCGGCUGGCGGCUGCCAAGGAGGAGGCCCGGCGGGUCAGGGCGGAGCUGGCCGAGCUGCGGGCCCGGCAGCACACAGAGCUGGAGCAGCUUGCGCGGGAGAAGCAGGAGGAGCUGGAGGAGGUGCACCGGAGGGUGAAGAUGGCCAUAGCAAAGAAGGAGGAGACUGUGAGCAGCCUCCGGAAACAGCACGAGGCCGCCGUGAAGCGCGCUGACCACCUGGAGGAGCUGCUGGAGCAGCGCAGGCGUAAACCACUGGCCCCCAAGUGACCCCCCGCUGGGUGGGAGCCCAGAGCCCCCGAAGUCGGCCCCCAAAGUUUGCCCCCGGGCCGCAGCAUCCACCGGCAGUGGGGCUGAGGGGUUGUGAGCUGGCUGAGCCCACCCUUGUAGCCCAUUGCCUUUCUACGCUUCCUUUUCUUCUUUACGUCCGUCCCCCUUUUUUACAGCUGCCCUGUGCUCAGCUUGGGCGGUCUGUUAGAGCUUUACGCUUCAUUUUUACAGUAAAAGUUGUUAUAUUUUA